ACUUCACGCAAGCCGUCGUCCUGUUACCACUACUAUCAAAUGGCAGCAGACUCCGCCCUCACGAACGGGGCCGAUUCCCAGAGACUAAGAUGGAAGUAUCUCGACAGGAUUCUAAGCCGGCCGGGGCCCUUCACAGAUCCAGAUUGGGAGCCCGGUGAAGCAGUCAUCGAAGGCUUGUCUAGAGCAAAGAUACUGGUCAUCGGUGCAGGUGGUCUGGGAUGCGAGAUUUUGAAAAAUCUUGCUCUCUCUGGUUUCAAGGACAUUCAUGUCAUUGAUAUGGAUACCAUCGAUGUUUCGAAUUUGAACCGACAGUUUCUCUUUCGUCACGCCGAUGUAGGCAAAUACAAAGCUGAUGUCGCUGCACGUUUCGUUGAGAAGCGGGUAAAGGGCGUUAAAAUCACGCCAUAUUGCGGCAAAAUUCAGGACAAAGACGAGGACUAUUACAUGCAAUUUGCAAUGGUCGUAUGUGGACUCGAUAGCAUUGAAGCCCGUCGCUGGAUCAAUGCCACCCUCGUUGGAUUGUUCAACGAAGAGGACCCGGACAGCUUGAAGCCUCUGAUUGAUGGCGGAACGGAGGGAUUCAAAGGGCAGGCAAGGGUUGUAUUCCCUACCAUGACAUCCUGCAUAGAAUGCCAACUUGAUAUGCAUGCACCACGUGCAGCGGUGCCGCUUUGCACGCUAGCUACCAUUCCCCGACAACCUCAGCAUUGCAUUGAGUGGGCUCACAUCAUUGCCUGGGAAGAAGAGCGCAAGGACAUCACCCUCGACACGGAUGACCCAGAGCAUAUUACCUGGCUCUUCCAGAAGGCCUUGAAGCGAGCCCAAGAGUUCAACAUCUCCGGAGUCACGUACUCUAUGACCCAAGGCGUCGUAAAGAACAUCAUACCCGCCAUAGCAUCAACAAAUGCUAUCGUUGCUGCGAGUUGCUGCAAUGAGGCCUUCAAAUUGGCUACCAACAGCAACCCGUUCUUAGGCAUUCCUGAGACCGACAACUAUAUGAUGUAUACUGGGGACGAGAGUAUCUACACUUACACUUUCCAGCAUAUCAAGAAGCCAGAUUGCCCCGUUUGCGGCAAUCUCGCCAAGAAUCUUGAGGUAGACUCCAAAUCUACGUUACAGGAGUUCAUCGAUAGUUUAGCAGAGAGACCAGAAGCACAACUUAAGAAGCCCACCAUUCGAACGGAGGCGAAGUCCCUGUACUAUCAAUCACCUCCGGCGCUCGAAGAGCAGACAAGACCUAACCUAUCCAAGAAGCUCAGCGAGCUAGUAUCAGAUGGGGAAGAGGUUGCUAUACAAGAUCCAGCUUUCCAGAUUGCGUUCAAGUUCAAGCUGGUCUUCAAGAAGUGAUCACGUUUCUUACCAGCGAGGUGCGAUCGUGAGGGUCUAUCCUAGCGAAUGAAAUGCAUGGGGAUAUGGCGUUAAUGUCACAUGAGCUCUUCAUACGACUUCACAGACAGAACAAUCCUGGUCUAGUUGUUCUUCCUUAGGGGUAGAAAUUGGUGAUUACUAGGUGAAUUUGGCCUGCUCAAGCUAGAGGCCCUAUUUCCACAUAUUGAAGAGUCAUUGAGGCUCCCCAAACCAUUCACAUGUUGCUCUAAUUCGCGUGCGCGAUUGCCGACGAGAGGUAAGAACGUCGAAUGCGAUAGGUUUGAAGUAACUCUACCAACGCGAGAACAUGGAACGGCUCAAAACAUGUUCUGGAAAUCCAUAACUAAGCUUAGCUUGGAUUUUUAAUCCGAAGGAAAUCCUUCAAUCCUACAAAUCUGACUCAGACGACCGUGAU
This is a messenger RNA of Mytilinidion resinicola, 1783 nucleotides long. RefSeq lists its product as uncharacterized. The transcript has 8 exons. The coding region runs from base 40 to 1347 and encodes 435 amino acids. Gene Ontology annotation, molecular function: NEDD8 activating enzyme activity. Gene Ontology annotation, cellular component: nucleus; cytoplasm. The record is from RefSeq and is a predicted model, not a curated record. Lineage: Eukaryota; Fungi; Ascomycota; Dothideomycetes; Mytilinidiales; Mytilinidiaceae. Gene Ontology annotation, biological process: protein neddylation.